AAUCAGGUACUGGUUCUCAAAGGUCCAGUUAGUGCCAUAGCUUACCCUUCUGAGAUCCUCCAUGCUCUGAAAGAUGAAUUGGAAGUAGUUGGUUUCGAGUUCUUUGACCUCCAUCGGUUGAGAGAGACGCCAUAUUUGAAAAGCCUAUUCGGUAAAAUCGUCGACGACAGGAAAGCACACCUCUUUGGCCUCAAGCGAACCAUGUCGCAAAUAUGGCAGCUCAAGAAUCCACUUACUGUAAGAGAGUUUGAAUCGGAGACAGAGAAAAACAGGGUUGCUACAGGUAAAAAUUGGUCCUUUGAAAACCAAUAUGUUAUUCUUAAAGAGUGGCAAGAAGACUUAACAGCAAACCAUGAAUGCUUCCAAGAAAUAGAUAUGUGGGUUCAGGUCAGUAAUGUUCCACUUAACUGGCUCUGUACGGAGGUAGGCUUAAAAAUUGGGAAAUCCUUCAAAAAAGUGAAAAAUGUCACCAUAAGCACAGGAUCUGGAAAUUGCGGUCGAUAUCUCCGACUUCUGGUUACUAUCGAUCUUAAUGAGCCCCUCCUACGUUGUACCUGUCUCAAAUUGGAUGACAAGGUUCGGAGAAUCGAAUUCAAGUACGAAAAAUUAAUCAAUUUAUGUUAUUAUUGUGGAAGAAUCGGCCAUCUUGAUCGGAGCUGUAGUUUUAAAAUCGAUGAUAUAGCAAAUGGUAGACUUGCUGAAGGCCAAUACCGAGAGUGGCUCAAAGCCACUGAAGGAACUGCUUCUCCCCGUCCCAGCAAAUCAACUGAACCUAUGCCAUUACCAAGAGAGUCAAGCAGUUGCCAUGCUAAAUCUGCUAAUGCAAAUCCCCAGGAGGCACACAACAGUUACUCUUCUGAGCCAUCAUCAAAAAAAGCGGAAUCAUCUAAUAUGGUUUUAGACGCCAGCAACCCUGUGCAGAAAUCCGCAUCCAGAGAGAUAGAACUUUCAAGCAAGGCCUUAAUUCCAGCCACUACAAAUCAAAAGCCAACAGACAUCCAAGCUCAUACAAAUGCACCCCCCAGUAACAUACUCCUCCUUGAUUUCAACAAUAACACCACAACUCCUGAGCAUGGACAGAUCAUGGACUUCUCAAUAGCCGCCUCACAACAGUUCCCAACAACUGAUCUCAGCACACCUGACACCAGCAUUACCCUUAAGGGACAGCUCAAAAAAUGGACUCGAAAGCACACUAAAUCAGCAGACAUCAGUUCUUCCAAGCUCACACCUACUCUUUCUAUACCACAUGAGAAUAGAUGGGUGGUCUCUGACCCUAUUAAUAAAGGAGGAGGCUUGUUAGUAUUUUGGAACAAAGAAGUUUCUAUCUAUCAAAUCUUUUGUCAGCCAUUUUGUAUAGAAGUAGAGUUCAGUCUUAAUAAUAAUCCCGCCAAAUCUUGGUUUAUUUUUGUCUAUUUAAGUCCCUGCAGGACAACCAGAUCUAAUCAAUGGCAGUUCCUCAAACAAGCUAAAGCAAGAUGGGGAAACAACUGGAUAAUUGCAGGAGAUUGGAACGAUAUACUUUGUCAAGGAGAAAAGAAUGGAGGACGACCAAGAUCUGAAGCUAGCUUCUGGGGCUUUCGAACAUGUCUAGCUGAAUUGGGAGGACAAGAAAUUUUCAUGGAAGGGUAUCCCUUUACAUGGGGUAACAAUAGAUUUGCAGAAGGCUACAUCGAGGAAAAAUUGGACAGAAUGGUAGCAUCAUUACACUGGCUUGCUGCGCAUCCUGAUGCCAAAGUCCUCAACAUAUUCCGAAGUGCCUCGGAUCACAAUCUCUUAUUGCUCCAUCCUGGAACCAAUCAAGAGCAGAGGAAAAAAACAUUCUGUUUCGACAAAAGAUGGCUUAAGCAACCAGGUAUUAAGGAUGAAGUCCAAAAAGCUUGGAGUCAACCAGUCCAGGGAUCUGCCAUGUACUCUCUUACUGAGAAGAUAAAAGCAACUCGAGUAGCCCUUUUAAAGUGGAGUAGAUCAUUCAAAACAAAUUUUGCUCAAACCAUAGAAAAGCUGAACGCAGAAAUGUCUGGCCUAAGGGAACAAGGAGGUGCGCGCAACUGGGAAAAAUGGCACCAACUUAAACAACAACUUGAUGCGACAUACAAAUCAGAGGAAGAAUUCUGGAGACAAAAAUCAAGGGCCCUCUGGCUUAAAGACGGCGACAAAAACACCAGAUUCUUCCACCACGCAUAUACCCUUCAAAGAAGAAAAUGCAACUCAAUCACCAGACUGCUCAAAUCUGAUCAUACCAUUUGUGAUACCAGAGAGGAUAUUGCCAACUGUCUCACUGACUUCUAUCAGAAUCUAUUAUCUUCAGAAGGCUCCAAUGAUGUUGGCAAUCUGCUCAGACACAUUCCCACAACCAUCACAGAAGAACAAAAUGCAACUCUCACAGGCCAGGUUACUGAGGAUGAGAUCAAGAAAGCAGUAUUCUCCAUGCACCCUGACAAAGCACCAGGAUGGGAUG
This is a messenger RNA of Striga hermonthica, 2458 nucleotides long. Lineage: Eukaryota; Viridiplantae; Streptophyta; Magnoliopsida; Lamiales; Orobanchaceae. The record is from the annotation of a GenBank genome assembly.